This is a messenger RNA of Spizellomyces punctatus DAOM BR117, 3657 nucleotides long. Its product is annotated as DNA repair ATPase SMC5. Gene Ontology annotation, cellular component: Smc5-Smc6 complex. Gene Ontology annotation, biological process: double-strand break repair via homologous recombination. Gene Ontology annotation, molecular function: ATP hydrolysis activity; ATP binding. The record is from RefSeq and is a predicted model, not a curated record. NCBI's taxonomy places the organism in Eukaryota, Fungi, Chytridiomycota, Chytridiomycetes, Spizellomycetales, Spizellomycetaceae. The coding region runs from base 89 to 3502 and encodes 1137 amino acids. The transcript has 23 exons.
AAGCAAACCAAGCCCACCCCCAGAGAGAGCGGACAAGGGUGAAGAUUAGCAGGAUUUGGUAUAGAUAUAGUUUGGGAAAGGGUAGUGCAUGAGUGCCAUCCGACGCCGCUCCAGCCGCCGCGGGUUGCAGAACCAUGCGGACGGCCAGCAACCCGCGUCUGCAGCUGUAGAGGAAUCUGACGAAGAGGGCACUAGUGCGCAAGAGCCUUAUCGAGGUGGUUCAUUGUCAGAUGGGGAGGAGGAACGGGAUGAUGGCCCGUUGCGCAAACGACAAAAGGCAGCGAACGGAAAGGCCAGUCUGCGAGAGUCCGAGGAUGAGAGAAGGUACCCCGACGGUUCAAUUGUUCGAAUCCGCCUGAAGAAUUUCAUUACAUAUGAUUCGGUUGAAUUCUAUCCUGGUCCAAACCUCAACAUGAUUAUUGGGCCCAACGGAACAGGAAAGAGUUCCCUUGUAUGCGCGAUUGCACUCGGAUUGGCUGGGCGCCCUGACGCCUUAGGGAGGCAAAAAUCGCUGCAAGACUUCGUCAAGGAUGGAAAGGAAAAGGCAACCAUCGAGAUUGAGUUGAAGAGCCGUGGACGAGGUGGAAAUGUUGUUGUGAAGCGACUAUUCAAACGGGGUAAAGGCAACAGUAGUACGUGGAAGAUCAAUGGGGAGCAUUCAAGUGAAAAGACUGUGAGAGAAAAGAUGCAAUCUCUGAGUGUUCAGGUUGAUAAUCUCUGCUCUUUUCUGCCCCAAGAAAAAGUAUCUGAAUUCGCACAGAUGGAUCCGCCGGAGCUGCUGCGAGAGACAGAAAGAGCAGCUGGCGAUUCUCGUCUGGCUGAGUGGCAUUCUCAGCUAAUUGAGUUUCGAGACGAGGAGAAGAAACUUAAUACAUCCUUAGCGGAAGAAAGAAAGCAUCUCGAAAACCUCGAACAACGUAAUGCGGUUCUUGAGCGCGAUGUUGCGCGUUUCCGUGAGCGGGAGACUGUGCUCAAAAAUAUCCGAAUCCUUGAAAUGAAGAUUCCAUGGUGCCAGUACGAGCAAGCGCGUCUGAACUAUUUGGAUGCGAAGGAAGAUAGACAACAAAAGCAGCGAAGAUAUGAGGCAUUCCAGCAACGGUUUGCGCCAAUAAAGCAGGAACUGGAGCGUAUGCAAGACACAUUGCAACAAUUGAAUGCGGACGUCAGAACACUGACUGGUGAAUACCAGGAGAAGACAGUCUCAAAUCAGGGCCUCAAAGGAAAAUCUGAUAAGCUACAAGCCGCGGAAGGUGAAUGCGAUGACUUGCAUCGGGCAUUGGCCGGAAUCCAGAGACGAGAAAAGGAAAAGAUAAAAAAGCUUCAAACUCUGCGUACGGAUAUUGCGAAUGGGCAGUCCGCGCUGCAGAAAAUGGAACAGGAGCUGAUAAAUCUGGGUUUGCUUGAGGAAGAAGGCGGAAGCCAAGAGCCGCGUGGCGAGCUCGCUCAACUUCAGCGAGAAAUCGAUAUCAAAAACGGGAGCCUCCGCGAUAUCGCAGAACGUGUGAAUCGCAUUUUGCAGGAGCAAAGAGAUGUCUCUGAAGAAGCAGCACGCUAUCGGCAGGAGAGAGAGCGCACAUAUAAGGAGCUCCAAGGGCUUGAUGAUGUCAGAAAUCAAAAGCUUGAGAUUCUAAAACGCGAUGAGCGCCAUUGUUAUGAAGCCACAACUUGGUUGAAAGACAAUAUGCACCUUUUCCAAGAGAAAGUUUAUGAGCCGAUCUGCUUGGAGAUUAGCGCGAAAGACCCAAGAUAUGCACAAGCCUUGGAAGCCGCUAUCCAACGAUCAACCAUGACGACGUUUGUCACCCAGACGAGGGAAGAUUACAUUCUCUUGACGGAGGAACUGAUCACCAAACGUAAAUUACGUAUCAAUGCUGUCAUGUUCUCACAUAGAACAUUGGAAUCAUGGAAGCCAGAGGUGCCUAAAGAAGAGAUACAAAGUUUGGGCUUUGAUGGAUAUCUGUUGGAUUAUCUUGAUGGGCCACCGCAAGUUCUUUCCGCUCUUUGUCAAUUGAGUAAAAUUCACGCGAUUCCAGUGACCCUAUCGGAGUUGCGCAACAAUGCGGAGAUCGAGCGAGAGAGGCGAAUGCAUGCAUACAUUUCCAAGAAUAUUUAUUACAUGAUUCGACGAGCAUAUGGCAGCGUUUCGAUCAAAGCAACACGGAUGAAAGGUUCCAGAUACCUGACUCGGUCAGUUGAUAUGGAGAGAAAGCAGCAGCUUGAAGAAGGGCUGGAACAAUUACAUACGAACAUUGAGGCGUGUGCUCAACGUUUAAAAACCAUGGGUAUCGAGGAGGGAAAACUCCGAACAAAAGAUCAACACGUUCGACAGGAGAAGGGCGAGCUUACGGAGCGAAAAAGAGCCAUCCAGCACCAGAAGAUGAAGUAUGAUAAAUUGAAGCGGGACAUAGGCAUUAAGCAAAUGCAAUUGUCUAAUUUUGAAAAAGAAGAAACAUCCACUGAGAUGGAAGAUUUAGAGAUAAAAACAAAAUUGCGGGCGGUAAACGUCAAAAGAGCGAAAUUGGCGCUGGAUUUUCAGAAAAUCAAACGACAAGCUGUGGAUAUCUUUUAUCAAAGAACACUCGCCAUGGUGCGCCAAAUAGAGCUACAAGCGAAGAUAAACGAGCGAGAGAAUCUAAUGCGUGACAGCGAUAAUGAGCUUGCUGCAGCCAAAGCUGAGCUUCAAAUUGCGCAAGAAACUUUCCUCGUCCUCAAAGACACGGCGAAGAGGCUCCUAGAAAAAGCGAAGGCUGCGAUUGAAGAUGUGACUGACGAGGAGAAGGCGGACUUCCAAGCUAUGUAUACGGACAAGUCCCUUGAGGAUUUGGAAGGACUGCUCAUGGAACAGCAAGCUCGAGCAGAAAUGAUCAAUCAAACCGAUGCAGGCGUUAUCGACGAGUACGAAAGGCGCGAUGCAGAGAUUGAGCGAGUACGGAACAAGUUGGCGACACAUGAAGGCAAACUAAGUGACUGGCAAGGCAGAAUUCAACGAAUCAAGGACAAAUGGGUCGCUGAUCUAUCAGAGCUGGUUGGACGAAUCAGCCGAAAUUUCGCCAGGGCUUUCGACAAGAUUGGAUGCGCGGGGGAAGUGAAAUUGAGUCAACAUGAAGAUUAUGACAAAUGGGGCAUCGAUAUAUUAGUCAAGUUCAGGGACAAUGAGAAACUCAAUCUGCUAACCGGUCAGAGACAAUCAGGCGGAGAGCGGUCUGUCUCCACCAUUCUUUACCUGAUGGCACUCCAAGAGCUUUCGCACACACCAUUCCGAGUGGUUGAUGAAAUAAAUCAGGGGAUGGAUCCCCGUAACGAACGAAUGGUGCAUGGAGAGAUGGUUCGCGCCGCAUGCCAAGAGGGAACCAGCCAAUACUUCCUGAUUACGCCUAAAUUGCUUCCGGAUCUUGACUAUCACGAGCGAAUGCGUGUGCUGUGUGUUUUCAAUGGCCCGUACACCCCAGAAACAAUUGAUGCAAAAACCUAUCUAGCGCGACGGAUUGCAAGAAGUGGGUGACAGCUACAGAAACGGUUUUUCGAUAUAAAUAAUUUUUGGUAUACAAUACAAUAAUUCAUGGGCGGUGUAUGCUGAUAUCCGAUAGGUUGUGUGUCCAACGUCUCAAUCCACCCCAAUCCGUUUGAGAGAAUCCCAUAUCAAAUCUGUAUGAAAAU